AUGUCUCUCCUUUAAGGUGUUAUAAAGAAAAAACUUGCUAUGUCUAAAGAAAACAUAGUCUUUUCAUCAGAAGACUCUUUUAAUACUGAUAAUUCAUUUAAUUCAUCAGUAGAAAAUGAUAACACAGAUGACUAUAAAAAUACUUUUUUUCAUUUAAAGGAGCAAAUGAACCAAUUGUUUAUUGCAAAUCCUGAGCUUUAAGACAAUCUCACUUUUGAAUCUUUUGAUCCUGAGUAAUAUGAAAACGACCAAAGAGACGAGGAAGAAAAAAAAAAGUAGAAAAUGGAUCUACAUACAAACCCUAUCUAAUAAAUACCAAAACCAAAUUAUGUGACAGAAUAAACAAAAUUGGAAGAAUUAAAGAAGCUAAAAGAUAAGGAACAAAAAUAGAAAUCAAAAUUAUGGUCUUCCUUAAGCAAAAAUAUAGUAAGAAAUGGGCACUAUUCUACAAAAAUACCAACUCUUGAAACAGUAAAUCACAGGUUAAAUGUUUAUAAACAUGAAAUAGAAAGGGUUGACUAUAUAGAUAUUUUAACUAAAGAAAAUAUGCCUCCUUCUUCUUCAUCAAAAAAUCCUUUGAGCAGAAGAAGCAGUGAUAUGAAUAUAAAUGAACCUACUUAAUAGCAGCUUACAACUACAAAUUAAAUAUAAACUUAAUCAUAAAAUACAAAUGCAAAUAAGAAAGAAAAUAAAUCUGUAGAGAGCAGUGAGGAAGAAGAGGAGUAAUUGAACCCAGGUGGAGAAAUAGAAUAUUUCUCAUUUAAAAAGAAAAUGCAAAUGAAAGCUAAAGAAUUACGUGAAAAAUAAGAAAUGCUGAAAGAGAAAAAAAGAUAAAAGAAAAGACAUGCUGUCACAACUCGUGGAUUUGCUGCAAUAGCUUAAUUACAAGAAUAAUUAGAAAAUAAUCCUAAUACAGAUAGAAAGUAAUUAUUUGCACAACUACGAUCUUCAAGUUAAAUGCUAAAUCCUGCUUUAUUUAAUAAUACUGCCACUUUAGGAGAAAAGAGAUCUUCUAUAUCACCUGCUAAACAAAAAACAAGUUAAUCAAGCUCAAGUCAAUUACCAAAUAAUAAUACAUCUCCUCAACCUCGUAAAUCUGUAUUUAAUAGACUUGUGAAUUAAGGUGGUUAAAUCAAAACAUCGAACAGCGGAGAUUUUACUAUAGAUGCAAAUAAGCUGGAGCAGCAUGAGUCCGGAGAUUAAUUUCACUCUAAAAUAGGCAAAGCUCUCUAUCUUGCUAUGUAAUAAAGUAAAGGAGAUAAGGAAAGUUUUAGAAAGCUAGCUUAAAAUACUCUUCGAGAUUACAAUAAAAGUAAAGCUAAUUUAUUCAAAGCAAAAAAAUUCCCUCCUUCACUACCCAAAUUUACUUAAGAGGAUAAUAUCCACUUAAAUUAACUCUUACCAGAUUUUAAUAACCCUAUGUUUGUUGCAAAUAAGUCAGAUCCCUUUGAAGAAAUAAAAGAUUUUUAACCUGCACCAAACUCAAGUGAAUCAGAGUUUCUUACCGUAAUUGAUAAAAUAUAAAAAGGAAAGUUGGUAAAUUUAUGGAAGUAGCAACAGGCCUUUUGA
This is a messenger RNA of Tetrahymena thermophila SB210, 1569 nucleotides long. RefSeq lists its product as hypothetical. The transcript has 3 exons. The record is from RefSeq and is a predicted model, not a curated record. NCBI's taxonomy places the organism in Eukaryota, Ciliophora, Oligohymenophorea, Hymenostomatida, Tetrahymenidae.